Messenger RNA from Xyrichtys novacula (pearly razorfish), 9908 nucleotides. The record is from the annotation of a GenBank genome assembly. Lineage: Eukaryota; Metazoa; Chordata; Actinopteri; Labriformes; Labridae.
AUGCUGUCUGCUGUGCGAUGUAUGCUAUCCAAGCUGGUUUCUCCGUUGUGGAGAACGGAAGAGGCGGAUGGAGAAGACAUUUUUGUAGGCGCAGCGGGUAAAUGCAGCUCUCCGGCAAGUCUCGCUUUUCAACACGCAUAACAAUGUAGUUAUUGUUCUGGUUGUUCUGUUUAUAUUUGGUCAGGCAUGGAGGACAUUCGCCACCUGCGGGGCAGCGUGGUGACCCAACUGUGCCCUGACUAUGGCCUGAUCGAUGAUGCAGUCUACUUCACAAGUGGAGAGGUGUUGGGUGGGGUGCAGAUUAAAGAAGGAGACCUGGUGAACUGUACAGCAGUGCGAGAUGGUGUCCAAAGAGGAUGGAAAGCUUUAAGGGUGGGUGUCUUGUGUUUGGAGGAAGAAAUAUGUGUCAGUAUACCGUUUAAUUACUGGAAAAAUAAUGCCAUUACAAGAGAAUCAGAGAAUUGUUCCAUUUCAACUCUGCCCUGUAGGUUGAGAAAAAUGCAGAUGCUUGGGAAGAUGGUGGAAAAUCCUCUCUAGAAAGUGACUGUAUGCAGCUGCGGCCUCUCAUUGGUACAAUCACGUCUUUUGAUGGAGAUGGCGGCUACAUAAACCAAACUACACACUUCUCAUGCUACAGUCUUUGGGAAGGUACUAGUGCUCACAUUACUGUAAUCCUCUUGAGCUUCGGAUGUUUGACAUAAACUUUCCCUGUUGAAAGAUGACCAGUCACCCCUGAAACUCAACAUUUUGACUGAUCUAAUAGUCUCCUCAAGUCUGUUGUUUGCUUUCAUGACCAUUUAUGCCUGUUUAUUUCAUUUUGUACGUUCUGUGAGGUUAUGUGCCGAUGAAAGGAGACUGGGUCCAAGCAAAAUAUUUCAUCAAUCCAACCCAGUGGACCUCCCAAGCGCAUUCUGUGGCACCUUUACGCUAUUGCCGCUUAGACCAGGUAAAAAGAUUAUUGAACACUUGUGUUUAGGCUGAAUGAUGUUGUAAAAGAGCACUUAAAUACACAAAAGAGUGCUGAUGCUUAAAUCUAAAUUAUGUCUGUCUUUAGAACAAUAUAAAACUGAUUCCUUUAUUCCUUUACCACCUGCUGAAUAUCAUCUAUCUCCAGGUGUGUGUGACCAGUGUGUAUGGCGACAGUGGCGUAGUGGAUGACAGUGUCUUCUUCAGUCUUGAGUCUCUACUGCUGCCUGCUGACUACAAGCCUUUGCAGGGGCACCUGGUUAACCUGGUGAUGGUGGAGAGCAGUCAGUCCUUCUACAGUUGGAGGGCUCUUUGCAUGGCACCCUGCCUUCAGAGGUAUGAAACAGAGUGAUUGAGGAGACAGCUGCGGCAUGUUGAAAAAGUAAAACGGCAAAUUCUGUGUUCUGCAUAUCUUAAAAAUGUUUUCAGCGUUGCUAUUUUUGCCAGGUGAAAGAGUGGACAUAAACAAACUGAGAGAUGUUUACCUCUAAUGUGAGGACUUUUUGUUGCAGUUCCAUUUGUUCUAAUGCACCUCUCUCAGAGGACAAACUCCGGAGCAUUUUGGAAAACAAGGGUGGUCUUGAAGUAACAGACUAUGGCCAGUUUGGAGAUGUGAUGAUCGGGGAGGAACCCAAAUUGGUUCUGUGGAUACAGUAAGUGUCCAAAGACAAAAAAAUUGUCAUAUUCUGUCAGAUCUAAGAGAUUAACGAUCAUCUAGUUUUCCUGUCAGCAGCACAAUAAAGUCAACUGUUUUAAAUAUCAUCUUUCUCUUGUAACAGAAAUAAAGGUUCAGAUACCCACAGGCUGAAGUGCUGUGACUUUGCUGGCUGGGACUCAAAAGAACAGUUUACUCUAGUUCCUGUAAAGGAGUUGAACCCACUCACACAAGAAAAGCCUUCACAAGAAAACUGUAAAGUGUCUGCAGAAAAGCAAACACAUAAUGAUGGAAAAGAGGUAGACAAAGAAAAGAGUGAGCUGCAGAAGGACAGUAUCCAAUCUACUGGAGUGAGGAGAGAGAAAAAAGAAGUGGAUAUUGCACCAGGAGGGAGGUUGUCCAUUACAGUUGCCUGCCAAGCUAAGUAAGUGAUUUUCAAAUACAUAUCUUGUGGGUUUUUUGAAAAAUAGACACAGAUGGAGGACGGAGUAAUCAAAAGACAAAAGGUGAAAACACUGAACGCCUUCACCUUUGUGCGAAAUUAACUCUUUCUGUCAAACCUUCAUGCCUGUCAUUCUGAUUUCACAUUAAAUAUUUUCUCAGGAGUCUUGGGAGCUGCACUGAGCUACUGUUGCUGCACUUCUCCUCUUUCACCAUUGGGAGGCGCCUUGAGGUCACUGUGAGCAGCGAAGAGGCCAGUUUGCUGCAGCCCUCAGCUCCUUACAGUCCCAGUGAUGCUGGCCCGGCUCCAGCAGUGCCUGAUCAUGUGAUCACUGUAACUGCUCCAAAAAUCCCACCACGGUACUAAACCAUCUGCCUCCUUUGUCUGAGGAAGGGCACCAAGCUUGAAAUGAUAUGUCUUUCUUUAAAUUUUGCUCAUAUUCUGACAGAGUAAUGAUGUUACAGGUUCAAUCCAAUCCAAACCAUUUUAUUUAUAUAGCACGACUUAAGCAAACGCAAUGUUUCCUAAAGUGCUGCACAGCAAGAUAAAAAUACAAUAAAUAACACAACAGAAGCACAGUAGAUAAGGUAAAAAUAAAAUGAGGUAAAACACAGUAAAAUCAAAUGAAGACAAAUACAAUAAAUAAAAUAAAUGAAGUAAAAUAAAUGAAGUCGGCCUCCUACUGGGUGUUAAACGCCAAGGAGAAAAGGUGGGUCUUAAGACAGGAUAUAGAAACAGGCGAAGAGGAGACCUGUCUGAUGUGCUGAGGCAGGUUAUUCCAAAGUUUAGGUUACCCAUGUUCUUCUGAGAUGUUGCCGAUAGAAGAAGAUUGUUGGAUGAAUGCACCAGAACUCUAACCUGAACUCCCUUUAUAACCUUUUCCAUUGUAUUAUUACAAAAAAAAAAAAUGUGUCUUAUCUUUUGUAACUUUCCCUGUAGGAUCACAAAGCGGCGGUUGCCCAACUUCCUACCUAGCUAUCAGGUGCCCCAGGCUCUCAGAGACUGCAUGGAAGCGAAGAGCGAUGUGCUGGUAAUUAAGCCCUGCCUGGGAGAGGUGAGCAAAAAAGGCUCAGCUGUAUAACUUAAUAAAACUACAUCAGUAAAAGCUGGAUGAGUGCCACCCGCACAUUAAAUGUGUUGUAUAACGGUGCUUUAAAGCACUUAAGCUAAUGAAGUCUAACUCUAUCUAAUGCUUUGUGGGUCAAAAUCCAAUCACAGAACUGAAUCACUGUGCCUCGUAAUUAGAUAAACAAGGAAAUGUGUGGUAUAAACUGACCCUCUUUAACUGGGCAGACACAUGGCCUCAAAAAAUGUUCCAGUUGCCGUUUAUUGUGUCUGUAAAUCCUCUAUCUUGUAGCAUUUGAAAAAGACGUGUUCAUCCUGAAAAGACUCUUUCUCCAGAGAUCAUCUUUAUUAUUAAAUUUUCCUUUUCCUGCUGUGUGUCCUUGUCAAGGUGUUGUCACCAUCCAACAUGCUGUCACGUUUCUCAACCCUUCUCUGGCUGGAGGAGCUGAAUGCAGAAAAGCAACUCCAAGAAUUCUCCAUCACCGGAGCACUUCUCAGAAAAGGAGGCGUUUACCUGCACCUGGAGGUCGCAGGUUUGGCUGAAGGCAGACCCAGUCUCUUUAUAGGUGAGGAGGCUUUAAGGUGACUUUUUUAUGUCUGUUGAAUGACUGCAAAGCUAUAUGAUAAGAGUUUUCUUUGCAGGUGACAGAGUGACGCUGAAGAAACCGCAGAGGGAUGGUGUUGUGAUGGAGUAUGUUAGCUACGUCACUGAGGUACAAAGAUGUAUGAAAAUUUGAGGCAUCUCCACAAUCUACACGAUGCUCUUUGAAUUCAAAGCUAAUGUAAUGAACCGGUUUGACUCACAGAUUGAUGAUGAGAGUGUCAGUUUGAGGGUGAAUGCUGAAUUUCAACGCAGCUACCUGGGCGAGCCACUUGAUGUUGAGUUCUCUUUAAACAGGUGAAGAUAUGCUUCCAGUUUUGUCUCGCACAGAAGUAAAUGCCACUAAAACCAGUGUUCUUACUGCUUACUUUGACAGAUUAACUAUGAGACGAUGUCACCACGCACUUCACCAGACUAAACAGUUUGGGGAAAGUAAGUUCCAACUGAGUGUGUUUGGCACGGUUUUCUGUUUUUAAAACCGACUUCAUUUACAAUCAUGCAAGCUCAGUGUUUCACUAACCUAAUGACAUGGAGGAACUGACCCUCGCUGUAACAUUCAGAAAGUCCUUUCUCCGAUGGCUUUUUGUAAAUAAAGGACAUUUUUCUAAUUAAAUGUGUAAAUAUAUUCAGUAAUAUUAAUAGGAUAAUGUUCCUGAAACAGACUCUUUAGUAUAGAUUAGAGAGGACAUCUUGUGGUCUCUGAACAGUAAAGUGAUGCACCUUAUUUAAAAGCAAUCCGUCCCCCACCCCACUCACAGUAAGUGGCUGAAAGACCUUAUGUCUUGUUUAGACCUUGAGAAGAGUUGUUACUCGGUCGCAGGUUCGCUGAGGCUCUGAACAGCUUGUUUGCAUUAUUUUCCUUAAUCAUCUAUGCAGUUAAGUUGACAAAGUCUCUUUGUAUUGCAGACACUAAAGGUCCAUAUUUUUGAUCGAGGCACUUAUGUUUUUAUUAGAUGUUCUCAGAAUGAUUACAUAUGUAUUGAAAGAUGGUCAACUAACCUCUUUAUUGUUGUGUAGUUCUCUUCCCCUCUGAAGUGACUCUUAAGCCCCCUCAGGUGACAGGAGAGUGGAUUGAGGGGCCAGACCAAAGCAAAUUGGCCAAGAACAGUGAGGUGAAAGAAAGCCCAAAACAUUUCUCAUCUUUAGUCUAAUUUCAGUUAAAUGUAACUGUCUCCUCCCACCAGGCUCCAGCCAUGGAAAAUGGAAUGGUGUCAAACUUCUCAGUUGGCAUGAAGUCACAGGCCACACAGACCAAACGUACAGGUAUUACAUCUCUAUUUUACUGCAAGUGUUGCCGGUUCAUAUCUGUCAAGUCUGAUAACAACAAAUAUCUAAUCUCUCUAGAUACCAGACUGUCACCCAAACCCAUCCCCAGCAAAGGGCAAUUCUUCAACCCAGACCUGAAUCCCCCACAGAAAGAGGCCGUGAAGAGGAUACUGGCAGGAGAGUGUCGGCCCACUCCAUAUGUGUUGUUUGGACCUCCAGGGACUGGGAAGACCAUUACCCUCAUAGAGGCCAUUCUACAGGUACAUGUGCACCAUCACCACUGGAUAUAUGUUAGUAUUGGGAGAAAAAAUGGGUUCACAGAAGUAUCACGAUUUUUUGUUUUUGUUUUUUUUUAAUAUCGUUUUUUUUUUUUUUUUUUUUCCAGUUUUAAGAAUACGUCUUAAAAACUGACUUACAUAUGAUAUGUACUUUUUUGGGGAAAUAUGGUUCCUGGAAUAGUCAGUAGUCAUACAACUGUUUCACUGGUGUUAAAAAUGCAGACUAAAAAUCAAGAAAACCGACAAUAUCGUAGAAUUGCAAUUUAAAUCAUAAUCAUAAAAAAUCGUAGAAGAAUCAAAUUGGGAGAAAAGCAUAUCAUCCCAGCCCUAAUAUAUGUCCUUACUUUGGUCAGCUGUUCUACUUCUGAAUAGUUGUCAGUGUAGCAACUUAAGGUUACUUGAGAAAUAAUGUCUCAUAUCAUCGAGAGGAAUCACAAACCUGUAGUCCGUCUAAAAACAGGAGGAUUGAUUGAGUAUUCAUUGAUUCACUUGACACUGCAUUAGCUUGAACUUGUCUGGAUUUGGUUAUAUUUCAGUUUGGUCUCAGUCCCCUCUGACUCAAAGCUUGUGUAACUUAAUGAAGUAUUUCCACCCUCAGGUGUACCACUUUGUGCCCAGUAGUCGGGUACUUGUCUGUACUCCUUCCAACAGUGCCGCUGACCUCAUCUGCGUCCGCCUACAUGACAGCGGCUUCCUGCAUUCUGCAAGUUUGGCCCGUGUCAAUGCAUCCUGCAGGCAGGAGGAGGUACUGGGCAAAUUUGGACACAGCAUCCUUCAUUUAUAGGGCUUGAUACCAGACAGACAAAACUGCUGUCAGCAAUUAUGUAAAGUAACAGAUACACUACCCAUGGUACACAGUUUUUUCAUCUAAAAUGUACUCAUGCUAUAUUGGUGCGUUUGUUUUUUCUUAGGCCAUCCCAAUGGUGUUGAGACAGUACUCAAGGGCUGGAGAAGACAUCCGCAAUGCCUCUUUUCACAGGAUUGUGGUCAGCACCUGCUCUAGUGCCGGGAUGUUCCACAGCAUAGGGCUCCAGUAAGGCUCAGGCUGCAGUAGGAGUCAUUAUCAACAGCUUCUUUGGAGUCCUUAAACUCAUUUGUUUCUCUUCAGUGUAGGACAUUUCACCCAUGUGUUUCUGGAUGAAGCAGGCCAGGCUACAGAACCAGAGGCUCUGAUUCCCAUAAGUCUCCUGUCAGAGACGGAUGGGCAGGUCAGAAGAAUUACAGAUUCCUCACUGAUAUACGUAGAAAAGUUAAUAGUAAAUAGUUGCACUUGGCCAAUUUGAAAGUUGAUAACUUGUUCUGAAUUGCUUAGGUAUUAAUGACAUGAAUUUUACCUCCAUUACCUGCUUAGAUAGUGUUGGCUGGAGACCCCCGUCAGUUGGGUCCUGUGAUUAAGUCCAAGCUGGCCACUGCCUUCGGCCUGGGGGUGUCCAUGUUGGAGAGGCUGAUGGCCAACCCUCUCUACUCCAGACUUGGCAGGGGUUAUAACCCUUAUCUGGUCAGUGUUCUUCAAAUGAAAUUCAGUGUCAUUUAACUAGUUGUGAGCAAGCAUUUCUUUUACAAUUAAAGAUAAUUAAACUUUUUCUCAUGCUGUACAGAUUCAGUGCUACAUGUCACUGGAUUCAGUGUGUGAUAUAAUUACCUGUCUUUACUUCCUUGCCAAAACAGAUAUUAGUUAGUUGUUAGUUUGUUGAUUUGUCUUGCAAUAGGUGACAAAGCUGAUCUACAACUACCGUUCACACGAGGCCUUGCUAACACUGCCCUCGAAGCUCUUCUACCAGGAUGAGCUGAUUGUUAAAGCUCCAAAGACCAUUGUAGAGUCUCUCUGCGAGUGGAAAACCCUGCCCAAAAAAGGCUUCCCUCUUCUUUUCCAUGGAGUCAGGGUGAGUGGUCUUUGAAGGAGGUCUAAUCUGCCAUGAAUGAGGCCUGCAAUCAUUAACUAAAUAUGCAUCCAUACUGAAGUUACUGCUUUGCUUCAGUAAGGUAACUCUGUAAACAUCAAUAGGCUUUGCUUUAUCAGGUUAUUGUACUGUUUAGCUCUCAUCUUAACUUUGUAGACUUUGCCUCUGCUUCCAGGGUACAGAAAUGAGAGAGGGUAACAACCCGUCGUGGUUUAACCCAGUGGAGGCUGUUCAGGUCAUGCUCUAUUGCUGCCAGCUGGCAAAGAAGCUCUACAACCCAGUGAAUGCAUCUGACAUCGGUAUCAUUGCUCCGUACAGGAAGCAAGUAAGACGACACUGUUUAUUUAUGAGUUUUGCAGAAUUUUAAUGAGUGAAUUUUUCACAUUGUAAUCUUAUGCUGUUCUUUGAUAACUGCAGUGUGAGAAGAUCCGACUGCUUCUGGGUAGGGUGGGCCUGUCAGACAUCAAAGUUGGCUCUGUGGAGGAGUUCCAGGGACAAGAGUUCCUCGUCAUCAUCAUGUCUACGGUAGGCUAGAAAUAGAUUUAAAUAGAGAAAAUCACGGGGGAAAAUGCUUUCUUUCUAAUGAGAACGUUGGUGUUUUCACUUUGUGACUUCAGUAAAUCAACUUAUAGUUAGCAUUUAUUAAGUUACUCUGAAGUUAUCACAAACUUUUCUUUAUUUUUGUCCCCCUUUUUUAAACUAGUCGUUUACAGUCGUGAAGAUGGAAAAUUGUUGUCCUCCCUUGACCUUGUUUAGCGUGUGUGUGUGUGUGUGUGUGUGUGUGUGUCUUGUCCCUUGUGCAUUUCCUCGUCAGCAUUACAGCGCCACUUACUGGCGUGGCAUAUUUACUACAUCAUUUUCAGUGGUUUCGUUUUGAGAGAUGAUAGAAAAACUUAUUAAAGUGAAGUUUGGUGAAGUUGUCACUGAAAAAAAAAAUCAAAAUCGCAAACGGCGUUUUCAGAGAAAAAAAACCCAGAUUUUAUUUUUGGCCAAAAUCAUGCAGCCCUAACAACAACAACAACACACAAAAGCUCACAGCAAUAUGAUAAUGAGAUUGUAAAAUUAAUCAUUUGACUCCAUCAACGAAAACAAACUAAUUUUAAUGAAGCUCUAACAUAAUAACAUAUUUUGUUUCUUUUCUCUUGCUACUUAAUACAUGAUGAUUCUUUUAGACGCAUGAGAUGAAAUGUGAAUCAUCAACAUGCACACUAACCAGCUGCAGCCAGCUUUCACCGCUUCUUGAAGCUCUCUCCUCUGUUCAACUCCCUGUUGGUCUGUUUAGUGUUUAAUUAGCGAUACAAUUGAUCAUUCCUCUGGUGGCAAUCGUGAUUUGCUUGAUCAACCAAGAAGAGGAAUGUCUGCUGUAAUGUGAUGUCGAGCUGAGUGCUCAGAACUCCUGAAGUGACACAAACACUUAAAACAUCCCAACGAUGUAUUUCAAUGUGACAUCGCUCAUGAAAGGUCUCUUUUCUACUUAAAUAACUUAGUCUUCAGUUACUCUUUUAUUCUGUGGUGUGUUUUCUCUUAGGUUGACUUUAUUUACAGGAUAAACUCAGGAGGAAGAAAGCUCAUUUGAGCCCAACAAAAGCAAAAAAGGGAUUUUUUGCUCCCGAUACGAUACCAAUAUUGUAGCCUUCAGUAUUGGCCGAUACCAAUAUUAAUCAGAUAUUGUGCAUGACAAGUUUUGCACUCUGCUAUAAUGUCUUUUUUCGGACUUUAACAAAAAAUACGACCACACAGUUGACAUCACUCCUACUCCUUGCUACUUUAUAAGUACCUUAGUGCACACUGUUUUUGUGAUCAUGUGGGCUCUGCAUGCUGGAUCCGGGUGCUGCUAGAUAGAGGUGCCGGAGUGGAGUCUGGAAUGGACUGCUUGUAUCGGAAAAUCCGAGAUUUUAGAUGCAGGCCGAUAUAAUCAGAGAUUUGUUUUUGACUGAUAUUGGACUGAUAUCAGAUACCAACAUUGUAUCGGGACACGCCUAAACUUUACAUUUAACAUGUAUCAUCCACUUUGCUAAUGAUGUUUAUUGUAAUACAGAUGUAUGUUCAAGGUUCAGAGCAGCCUUAAUAUCCCUGUGAGGACCAACCUGUUUUAAUGUCUUUACACAAUGACACAGUAUGGAGGCAAAAAUCAAGAACUAAUUCUUCAGUUAUUUUCUUGUAAUAUAGGUGCGCUCUAAUGAAUCACUGCAGAGUGAUGAUUUGCAGAGUGUGCUCGGCUUUUUGGCCAACCCCAAGCGCUUCAAUGUGGCCGUCACUCGUCCCAAAGCCUUGCUUAUAAUCGUUGGAAACCCCCACGUUCUCACAAGGGUAAGUAUUGAAACAUCUGUUUGAAGUUAGGUUUUCUAUGAAGUGAUGUUAUUAGGUUUCAUGUCAUACAGAUUUUUGAUAUCCUGUUUUCCUGCAGGAUCCAUGUUUUAGGGCUCUGCUGCAGUACUGUUUCAUCAACGGGGCGUAUCUGGGCUGUGACCCCCCUCCAUCCCUCAGAGACACUCAGAUGUAAGUAAAAUAAUCAACCAUCAUGAAGUCUUCAUUUAUCAUGUUUUAAUUAAAGUCAGUAUUCACACUGGUAAGGCUGGCCUGUUCAAAUCUGACAUCUUGACAAGUGUGCCUUGGCGUAGCUACAUUUCUUGUUUAUUAUUAUUUGUACAGUUUUUUGUUUUUCCUUAACCAACGAUAAGCCCGUCUUUACUUUUGUUUUUGCAGUUUUGCAGAGGAGCAAAGGAGAGAGUAA